UCCACCGUCGACAUGCGCAGGCAUCUGGAGCUGGCAGGCCUUGGUUUGGCCCUUUCCGGGUGGCUCUGCGCCAUUUUGACCCGCUGCACGGCCUUGUGGACGGUGAUCGGCACCGUGGACAACUCCACAGCUAGUCUGCCGGUCUAUUGGGACGGGGCUUGGCUGGAAUGGAACCACUGGGACCUGCUCCAAGACGGUCAGCUGCACUGCUCCUUUUAUCAGUCGUUAUUGUCGCUUUCUGGAAGCUUCCGAACAUGGAGGGCACUCAUCAUGGCGGCGGUGGGUGCCGGGGCUUUUGCCACGUUGGUGGGCGCAGCUGGUGUCAUGUGGUUCCCAAAACGGGGUCAGGUCAAGGUGUUCUCCGGGGCAGCGUACAUCUUAUCAGGAGUCCUGAUUCUGAUUCCAACCGCCUGGACCUGCCACCACACCAGCCAGCCGCUGGAGGGAGCGACGCACCUGAAAAGGGACUGGGGACCGGCGCUUUACUUGGGAUGGGUCGCCUUUGGGCUCAUGAUGGUUGGUGGGGCCGUGCUCACCACGCUGUGUCCCACCACUGAGGAGGUAUCAACCAGGGCUAUUGAAGGUCCGACACCUCCAUACCCUGAGGAUGAGGUGAUGCACCCCCUCAGCAGUAUCAACAGGGCCACCUUUACACAUAACCAGUACCAACAUAGAUCCAUGCCCGUCUGA
Nerophis lumbriciformis (worm pipefish) is the source of this 690-nucleotide messenger RNA. The record is from RefSeq and is a predicted model, not a curated record. Lineage: Eukaryota; Metazoa; Chordata; Actinopteri; Syngnathiformes; Syngnathidae.